This is a messenger RNA of Darwinula stevensoni, 1846 nucleotides long. Lineage: Eukaryota; Metazoa; Arthropoda; Ostracoda; Podocopida; Darwinulidae. The record is from the annotation of a GenBank genome assembly.
AUGAUCCGGAGAGGAAUGGUCCGUCUCGACCGCAGCGCCGGGGAAGAUAACGGACGCGGAAGUGGCACUCUGAGGGAUGGCGGCCCGAGGCCCCGGAUUCCACCUGUUCGCAGACUUCGUCUCCACCUGUUCGCGGACUUUUCUUCCGGGCCCUCUCGGCUCGGUCUCGAGAGGCUCGACGAGUACGGAAUCGCCCGUUCGGCGGUUCUGCGGUGCAACUGGCCGCGUGGGAAGGUGCUCGGCGGAUCCUCGGUUCUCAAUUACAUGCUCUACGUGCGAGGGAACAAGAAGGACUACGACAUCUGGGAACAUCUGGGCAACUACGGCUGGGGCUUCAAAGACGUCCUCUACUACUUCAAGAAGUCCGAGGACAAUCAGAAUCCCUACAUCGCCCGAAACAAAAAGUAUCACGGAGUCGGAGGAUACUUGACGGUGAUGGAGCCUCCUUGGAGGUCCCCGUUGUCCGUGGCCUUCGUGGAGGCCGGCAUCGAGAUGGGAUACGAGAACUUGGACUUCAACGCACACCAGCAGACAGGUUUCAUGAUCCCCCAAGGGACGAUCCGACGAGGAGCUCGAUGCAGCACGGCCAAGGCCUUCCUUCGACCCGUCCGCCUUCGACCCAACUUGGACGUCUCCAUGAGGUCCUUCGUCCACAAGGUCCUGAUCGACAACCACAAGCGGGCCUGGGCCGUGAAGUUCGAGAAGGACGGGAACAUCAGGAAGGUGAAGGCCCGGAAGGAGAUCAUCUUGUGUGCGGGCGCCGUGGGAAGCCCGCAUAUACUCAUGGUGUCCGGGGUGGGGCCCAGGGCGCACCUCGAGGAACACGGGAUCCACGUCCACUCGGACCUGAAGGUCGGGUACAAUCUGCAAGAUCACAUCGGAAUCGGGGGGCUCACGUUCCUCAUCAAGGAGCCGGUGGCGCUCAUUCAGUCCCGAUUCGAGAACAUUCCGUCCAUUCUCAAGUACGCCAUGUUUGGCAAAGGUCCCCUGACGGUGUUGGGCGGAAUCGAGGGGCUGGCCUUCAUCAACACGAAAUACGCGAACAAGUCCGACGAUUUUCCGGACGUCGAGUUCCACUUCACGUCGGGGACAGCUGCGUCAGACGGCGGAAGGCAGAUCAGGCGCAUUCACGGGCUCAACAAUCGGGUCUGGCACGAAUACUACAAGCCCAUCGCUUUCAAAGAUAAUUGGACGGCCUUCCCCACUCUCUUGAGACCGAAGAGCCACGGGGUGAUCAAACUGAGGAGCAGAAACCCGCACGACUACCCUCUCAUCUAUCCGAACUAUCUGACGAACCCGGAUGAUGUGGCCCGACUCGUCGAAGGCAUGAAGUUGGUGGUGGUGAUGUCGGAGACGAAGGCGUUCAAGCGUUACGGGUCGAAACUGUAUCGGAAGCCCUUCCCGGGCUGCGAACACAUCCAGCUAUACACGGAUGCAUACUGGGAAUGCAUAGUGAGGGGCUACACGGAGACCAUCUACCAUCCGGCAGGCACGGCCAAGAUGGGACCUCACUGGGAUAAGGAAGCCGUCGUCGAUCCGGAACUCAGGGUGUACGGGAUCGAAGGGCUUCGGGUGGCGGAUUGUUCCAUCAUGCCGAUCAUCGUCUCGGGGAAUACGAAUGCCCCCGUGAUCAUGAUCGGCGAGAAGGUGGCCGACAUGGUGAAGGCCACUUGGGGCAAGCAUCGGUGAUUUCGUCGCGCCGAUGCAAAAAUAUGCAUUCCCAGCUGUGAUCCUGUAUCGUCGUGUCGUUUUUCGUGUCGGAAGCCAUCGUCAUCGUCUGCUGCUUCUGCAGUUUAUUUUAACGGAGGCCAAAAAUGAGAAAAUGGGGGCGGAUGUUUGUCGGUGA